ACGUACGACCCUGCGGCAGCAGACAGGUACUUCAACAAGCGUUGGGUUCUCAAGUACGGGAGGGCAGUGCAGCUGGCCUAUAUCCUGGGAGGAUGGGGGAUCGGGUUGUUGAGAGAUCGGUACGAGUAUGGGGGGAUCGGAGGACGAGGAAACAAGUGGGAGAAGAACAUGCCGAUGAGAGCCAAGCAGCUCCUGGGCCUGACCCAGCGCUUGGGCACCACAGCUAUCAAGAUUGGACAGGCUCUCUCCAUCCGCGGCGACAUCCUCCCUGCUCCCUACGUGAAGGAGCUGAGCGAGCUACAGGACCGAGUGAAGCCCUUCCCCAAUCACAUCGCCAUGGAGAUCAUAGAGGAGGAACUCCGCAGUUCCACAGGAGGCAAGAGCCUGAAGGGCAUCUUCCGCACCGUCUCCAGCGCCCCCGUCGCCGCCGCCUCCAUCGGGCAGGUGUACAAGGGGGAGCUCAUGGACGGGCAGGAGGUUGCGAUCAAAGUCCAGCGCCCUGACGUCAUCAAGGACAUCGCGCUCGACCUCUACGUCUGCAGGACCAUCGCCCCCCUCUGGAAGAAGUUCUUCAAGCUCAACAGCGACCUCGUCGGCCUCAUCGAUGAAUGGGGUGCUGGCUUUGUCAACGAGCUCGACUACGAGCGAGAGGCCGUCAACUCUCAGCGCUUCCUCGCCGCCAUGAGGGCCCGGGGCCUCGACGCAGUGACAACGGCUGAAGUUGUGGAGGAUCUGUCGACUGAGCGGGUCCUGACGACUCGCUGGGUGGUCGGGGAGAGGCUGGAGAAGAGCUCUGAGGACGACGUGGGAAGACUUUGCGGGGUGGCGCUGAACGCGUACCUGACGAUGCUGCUGGACACCGGGCUGCUGCACUGCGACCCGCACCCUGGGAACCUGCUGAGGACGGAGGACGGGAAGCUCUGCAUCCUCGACUUUGGGAUGUGCAUCGAGGUCGAGAAGGACCUGCAGUACGCGUUGAUCGAGUACAUCGCCCACCUCAUGUCCGAGGACUACAAGCAGAUCCCUCGCGACCUGAUCAAGCUCGGGUUCGUUCCUGCCGGGAAGGAGGCGCUGAUCCAGCGAGCUGGGGUGGUGGAGGCGCUCUCGGAGCGAGUGAACGUGGGGGACGUGGCAAGGAAGAUGGAGCAGCUGCAGGAGGACGACAAUAACUACUUCCAGAUCCCCCCUUGGAUGGCCUACAUCCUCCGAACCUUCUCCGUCCUCGAGGGUAUCGGCCUGCAGCAGGACGAGGACUACUCCAUCGCGCAGGAGUGCUACCCCUACCUCGCCAAGAGGCUCUUCUCCGACAGCUCCCCCCGGGCCCAGGAGGCCCUGCGGCAGAUGCUC
Messenger RNA from Guillardia theta CCMP2712, 1347 nucleotides. RefSeq lists its product as hypothetical. The transcript has 4 exons. The record is from RefSeq and is a predicted model, not a curated record. The annotation marks the transcript as partial. NCBI's taxonomy places the organism in Eukaryota, Cryptophyceae, Pyrenomonadales, Geminigeraceae. Gene Ontology annotation, biological process: protein phosphorylation. Gene Ontology annotation, molecular function: protein kinase activity; ATP binding.